Messenger RNA from Scheffersomyces amazonensis, 1403 nucleotides. RefSeq lists its product as uncharacterized. NCBI's taxonomy places the organism in Eukaryota, Fungi, Ascomycota, Pichiomycetes, Serinales, Debaryomycetaceae. Gene Ontology annotation, cellular component: membrane; cytoplasm. Bases 354 to 1100 code for a protein of 248 amino acids. The record is from RefSeq and is a predicted model, not a curated record. The transcript has a single exon.
UCCAAUAGUUAUCCCACCAGUUAAAUACAAACUUGGUUUAUCUUCUUAACUGGUCUGAUUAAUUGGUUUUAUAUUGCAGUCGUUUCCCAAUUAGUUAAAUAUAUCCGAUACCACUAAAAAUAUUUGGAAACUACAUUAGUGGGAUGUUGAUUCCCCCCAUCGCUUUUGUGCGCGCUUUAUAUAUUUUAGGCUAAUCAGAAGGGUAAGAUCCGUUAGUUAAGACUACGGAAAUUCUUGAUAUAUUUAUAAUAGAAUUUUUCAUACUUGUUGUUGUUACUAUUCUAUUGUUAGAAUUAGUAGUUGAUUUCAUUAGAAGGGUUAUAUAUUCAAAGGAAAUCAAUUGUAAAAUUACAAUGCCAUCAGCAAGUACUCUUAGAGCUUUAAAUGCUCAAUAUUUAGAUCAUUUAGGUAAAAAUCCUUUAUUAACUAAGUCCAUUACAGCAGGAAUUUAUGCUGCUUUGAAUGAAAUCAUUUCGUCCAUUAUUAGUGAUGAUUUACAAGAAACUGCCAUUUGUGGUAAAUAUAAGGUUAAACAUUUCUUUACACCAAAAUUAUUGUCAAUGAUAUUUUAUGGAAGUCUUAUCUCAACUCCAAUUUCACAUAAUAUUUACGAGGUUAUCAAUAAGAAGAUAUUUGUAGGAAAAUUGACUACUGCCCAACAGGUUGCAAAGUUCUUCACUUCUUUAUUGACUGUGACUCCAUUAUUGGCUGGUGUUUAUGGUUCGUGGUUAUCUAUAAUUAACAAUUAUAAAUUUCCUGAAUCAUGGAAGAGUACUUCAAUUCCUAAAGAAUUAGCUAAGAUCUUCUAUAUAGUGAAACUUGGAUUAAAGAAAGUAUACCCAGUCUUAUUAAAAUCAUCCCUUAUCACUUCAUUUUUCUCAUUAAUUAUUGCCCAGAAAUAUAUUCCACCUGAAUUGUGGGUUGUUUUCCUUAAUACUGUCUUUUUCAUUUUAGGUACUUAUCAAAACACCAAGUUGAAGAAACAACAAAAAUUACAAAGAAAACAACAACAGCAACAGCAACAAGAGAAAAAAGAGGAUGUUGAAGAAGAAAUUAAAGAACAAGAUACUCCCCAAGAAGAUAAAGAGAAAACAGAUUAAUCAAUUUAAGCCUUUAUAUUUGAUGAUGGACCAUAGCAUUAAUGAGUCCGAUUAGAAAGCUGGCUUUUGUAUUUAUUCUUUAUUUAGUUUGAAACUUUCAAGACAUAGACCCUUGUGAAUCCGAUCGGAUUUAAUUAUUAAUCACUUAUAUGUAAUGAUUUAUUAUUGAAUGAAUUGAAUUUAAUGCUUAUUCUCUAAUUAAAAUUAUAUUAUAAGCUUACAUAAUAUCCAUGGAAAUUGUAUGAGCCCAGCGAUACCUCCGCUUUUCAGGAACGAAGACGGCUAAAUCAAGAAUUAACCAUC